ACCAUCGCCAAUAGAUAUGUCUGUAUGAACAUGGAUGAUGUCAAGAGAUGGAAUGUAACCUACACAAAGCAUAUAAAACGGAAAAGGAAAGUUUAUCAAGAUGGUGUCUUAGUGCUCCACAGCUUACUCAACAAGGUUGUGCUUUACGAUGAAUGUGAGAAAUUAUUGAAUAGUAGAUUUCUGAAGAAAGAUGAGUUUGUUGAAUCCGGUGAAACAGUGGCAUUGGAUACUUUUCUUGUUGACAUUGGAGAUCCCAAAGGAGAUCCUAAGCCCUUGCCAGAGUCUAAUUUUCUCAGAAGAGACCAGAAAAUUACAGGGAAAGGCAGGUUGAUGCAUGGACAAAGUUUUGGGAAUAAUUCAGCUUGUGUUGAUAGGAAGACCUGUGCAGAGAAGAAUAAAGAACCUUCGAGUAUUCCAAGUUCUUCACAUAAAAUUAUUCGAGAAUGGCAGGUCCUGUAUACCACACAAAUUACUCAAAAGGCCAAGAAGUAUCAUGAUGGCAUCUUACAACUUGCAAUUUGUGGGUCCCAAGGGAGACAGGUUAUUUUACUGAAUGAAGGUAGAGCCACCCUCAGUAGUAAAUACCUCAAGUCAUCAGAAUGUGUGAGCACUGGGAGUACAAUUGAAAUACAAAAAUAUUUAGCUGAGGUUGGCGAGCCAUGGACAAGUUCUGAAGGAGAGUUUCAAAAUGAUAAUUGUUUUAGGAAAGAUGCGGAUUCAAGUUCCUGCAGCCUGAGCACUGACAGGAUCAAAUUGAGUAUGAAAGUGUCUAAAAAGAAGCCUCUACGUGAUGCCCAUCAAAUUUUGUCCAUUCUCAAAAGGCCUAUGGCUCUAGAAAAUAUUGCUAACAUGACAAAGACAAAUAUGGAGCAGUGCCAUGUGUCAGAGUCCACAGACUUGGUUCAAUUUGACCUUAAGGAUAAAGUACGGGGACAACUUGAGCAAGACCCAAAGAGUUUAAACACAGAUGCAGUUGAAAAUCAUGAAUAUGACUUUAAAGUUUUAGAGGAAAGAGUGAUUACAAUGCAGCCCCACAAAAAUGAGACUUCAGUACCCAGAGCUGUUUAUAAUGAUGUUUCACGUGAUAUCAUUAGAUUUGCAGAUUCUGAGAAAAAUGGACUAAACAGCUCUACUCCAUCGAGUUUAUCUAUUGGAUCAGGAGCAUCAAACAUCUUGAGACCCUAUUCUGAUGCAGCAUCUCCUGAUGAGAGCAGAAUGAGGCAGGCUUCAUGCACUUACAAGCAUCACAUUUCAGACUCAGAUACCAUUCAUGUACCUGAAGAUUCCCAGGCACCAAGUGCAAUGAUGCCACUUAAUGGAUCAGCUGAAAGUACAAGCACGGGCGAGUCGCUAGGGCAAACAUCAUCCAAUCCCAUUGGAGGCAUGGAGAGUGAUCCUAGAUGGUCUGAGAAAACAUUCAUAUCUGGUUUAUCAAGAUCAAGUGCUGCUUCUCAGGGGCCCUACGAUGUUAAGAGGGAACGUUCUGAGGAGCCUAUUAAUGUGCAAGACUCAAACGCAUGCCCAAGCUAUGAUCUUGGAUUUUGAACGGCUAGGACAAGUUCAUUUUUGAGAUUAACACCAUUGAUUGUGUUUGACCAUUUUUAAAAUGUUACAAAUCUGGUAUAUUGUUCUAAAGCUGUAUAUAUGACAUGUAUGAAUUUAACAGGACCAUCAAGGGGUUUUUUUUUUUUUUUUGACCAUUACUAAUCUCUUGCUGAUUUUGAGUAAACCAAACAGCUGCUGUAUGUCCUCCUCUUAACACAAUUUGACAUGGUUAAAGGGCGUGUACGCGCACGCCCGUGCAUGUUCUAUUUA
This is a messenger RNA of Malania oleifera, 1815 nucleotides long. RefSeq lists its product as uncharacterized. The transcript has 10 exons. Gene Ontology annotation, cellular component: nucleus; site of double-strand break. The record is from RefSeq and is a predicted model, not a curated record. Lineage: Eukaryota; Viridiplantae; Streptophyta; Magnoliopsida; Santalales; Ximeniaceae. Gene Ontology annotation, biological process: double-strand break repair. The coding region runs from base 25 to 1545 and encodes 506 amino acids.